Arachis duranensis is the source of this 531-nucleotide messenger RNA. RefSeq lists its product as uncharacterized. Gene Ontology annotation, cellular component: TIM23 mitochondrial import inner membrane translocase complex. The transcript is spliced from 3 exons. Gene Ontology annotation, biological process: protein insertion into mitochondrial inner membrane; protein import into mitochondrial matrix. The record is from RefSeq and is a predicted model, not a curated record. Lineage: Eukaryota; Viridiplantae; Streptophyta; Magnoliopsida; Fabales; Fabaceae. Bases 134 to 349 code for a protein of 71 amino acids.
AGUUAGGUUUUUUAAGGGUUUAUUAUUUAUCCACGGAUUUAACCAAAACCGUGAAAAGCAACACAUUUUUGGUUAUUCCGACGAUAUAGAACCACCGAUUUGCGACUAGAAACUCCCAAGAGGCACGAGAAAAAUGGCUAGAGACAGCGUUCUCACCCGCGUAGCAACCGGAGCCGCCGUGGGCGGUGCUAUCGGCGGCGCAGUCGGUGCUGUUUAUGGGACAUACGAUGCGAUUAGGUAUAAGGUUCCUGGAGCCCUCAAGAUAAGGCACAUUGGACAGACAACUCUAGGAAGUGCAGCUGUAUUUAGCUUGUUCCUUGCUGCAGGAAGCUUGAUUCGUUCUCACUAAUUUGUUUCAUAUUAUAAUGUGCUUAUGUCAUAAUUACUAGCAUUUCCUUUGAAUUUUAGCCAGCACAGAAUUGCCUUUUUCGUAAUCCUGUGAGAUGUAAUCUUUUUCGUGUCCAAAAAUAACUUAACUGUUAUGUUGUUGCCUUUUCAAAAGUUUUCCAAUGUGCCAUUGACUUUUUUUAA